UGUUUCAAUGAUGCAAAGAUCCAAUUUAGUUCAUGUUUUGGCGUCAUUAAGCAAUUUAGCUUCAACUGUAGAAGAAAAAACGUCAUUUUUAAGAAAUGCUAUUUCAUAUGAUAUUAAUUAUAUUGAAACAGAACCCUUCUCAGCUUCAAUGGAAAAUUUUUUGAAUAAUACUGGAUUGAGUUUUGCACCUGAUUUGAAGGCUAUAGCUAGUCAAUCAUGUCCAUAUUACUUGAGUAGACUUAAUUUAAAAGCAAGUUUAACAGCAUUGGAGGGAGUACUAAAUCAAGUAGAAGUGCCAAAUAAUGAAUCAUCAUCAGCUAAUAUUUUUAAUUUAUUUUUUACUGUUUUGCCUAAAAUAUUUCAAUUUUGCAGAUGUUUAACUUCAAUUUAUAUGCCCGAAUAUUCUUCUAAAGUUCAUCCAAUUUAUGGUUUGAGUAUUUUGGAAAUGGUGCCGUCUGAAAGGCAAACACUUGUUUCCUCAAUAACCUUAGAACAAGAUAGUAAUGGAGCUGAUUCUAAAAAGUUUGAAGAAUUUGAAGUUGGACAAUUCUCUAAUGGAUAUGGAAAUCAAGAAAUUGCCAUGUUUAUGAGGAAAUUUAUUGUGGAGAUCUCAGAUUUAAUUCAAAGCAUUCUUGGUUUAUUCUUCUACAAAUUUCCUUUAAAUAUUUACUCAAUAAAUAAUUCUACUGAAUUAAUUACUGGAACAUUAUAUGCAAUAGAUAAUGUACCAAAUUUUCGUUUGAGGUUUUGGUUACGGAGAGCAUGGUCCAGAAUAAUAACUUCUUGUCCUGAACAAUAUUCGAAUACAAUAAUUCCAUUGGUUACCCGUCUUUCCUUUCAUUUACAAAAAAGAUUGGUGGAACAAUGGUUAUUAAUUAAACAAACACAAACAACUGAUGAAUAUGAACCUACAGAAGAAGAAUUAAUUGCUGAAAGUACAAUGAGUUUAUUAACAAGAGAAUGUUCCUAUUUUAUUGUUCAUUUUAUUCUUGGCGAAACAUUUUCACUUAAAAGUGCUAGAAGGGAUAUUCCUCUACCUAUAACUUUAAUAUCUAGAAAAUUAAUGGAAAAUGAGAAUGUUCGUUUAGCUAUAAUUGGUUUAUUAGCAAGAUUAAUUACCUGUCCAGAUUCCCAAGCUGUUGUAAAAUGUAUGCCGGCAGUUACGGUUAUUGUACAUGAAUAUUUUUCAACAUUUAAUGAACAUACAUCAAUAGAAUUACUUGUUCAAAGUAUCAAAAGUUUACAAAUGUUUUCAAAUGAUGAAUUAGCAACAGGCCCAUUAUUAGUUUUAAUUUAUGAUAUUUAUUCUUAUUUACGUCCAAAAUAUCCUUCAUUACUUGAAGUUAUUAAACAGGUCCCAACAUGUUUACCAGAAAAUAUUUCAACAUUUGAUACACGUAUAAUGUCAAUGUUACAACCUGAAGAUGCCAAAAAUUUUGAUAAAAUUAAAAAAGAUUUGGUUAGAAAAGCGUUGACAUCGACAAAAUCGCGACUUCACUACAGAAAAGCUUCAUCUGAAACAAAUGGAGGGGAUGAAGAAUUAAAAGAAAUGGAAUGAAUAGGGAGGUUUUAAUUUAUUUUCUUUUUUGAUAUUUUUAAGUUUUUCUUUUCUUAAUGUUAAUUGUUGAAAUUUUUUGUUAUUUAAAUAAUGAUUUUGGCGUUUAUCGUUUGCGCUCGCUUUUGAGUAAUUCUUAAGGGGGAAAAUUAUAAUUAGAAAGAUUUUAACUGAAGGGCCCGUAUACAGAACAAA
Molecule: messenger RNA, 1750 nt
Organism: Meloidogyne enterolobii
Lineage: Eukaryota; Metazoa; Nematoda; Chromadorea; Rhabditida; Meloidogynidae
Source: the annotation of a GenBank genome assembly